Messenger RNA from Stegostoma tigrinum, 10370 nucleotides. It is a transcript of the gene znf142, whose product is annotated as zinc finger protein 142. The record is from RefSeq and is a predicted model, not a curated record. The transcript is spliced from 10 exons. Bases 1014 to 7400 code for a protein of 2128 amino acids. Gene Ontology annotation, biological process: regulation of transcription by RNA polymerase II. NCBI's taxonomy places the organism in Eukaryota, Metazoa, Chordata, Chondrichthyes, Orectolobiformes, Stegostomatidae. Gene Ontology annotation, cellular component: nucleus. Gene Ontology annotation, molecular function: DNA-binding transcription factor activity; RNA polymerase II cis-regulatory region sequence-specific DNA binding.
CCUUCCCCACAGCCCCCUACUCCCUUUAGAUCAUCAAUAAAAACCUUUUUCCAAUCCUUAGCCCCAUCUGACCCUCACCACAUCCUGAAUCACUACCUCACUCCCCUACACCAAUUAACUUAAUCCUAUGCUCUAAAAACAUACAGCCCACCCUGAACUGCUACUAUCCCCAAUCUCUCAAAUCUUUCCAGAUUCUCCACAUCCAAACCACACUUCCAACAUCCACUACAUCUCUAUUCCCUUCCAAUUCCCCCCACCUUCUCCUCAACCUCCACACCCAUAAGCUCCCUACCACACUCUCAUGUGCAGUCCUUCAGAUCCCCACCUCCUUGUCAUAACACCAGACCUAAUCUCCAUUCCCCUCACCCUCUUAUAUCUAAUGUCCCAGCCUCCAUCCUCACCCUCUCCUCCAUCCCUGACACCAUUCACACUCCAAAUGCAACCCCCAUGUCCCUGUUUUCCCCCAACUCCACCUCAAUCCUAUGCCACCUCUCCAGUCCCUAAACCAGCCACACAAAGACCACCUGCCCUUGUAACUCUGUUCCCCCACCCCCAACGUACCCCCUCCAUCACCCAGAAUCCAACCCCCCAUCCGUUCCAGACCCUGACCAACCCAGUCAUCACCUCAAGCUCACUUUGUCCCAGUUCCCUGGAACAAAACGCCACUGCCCUCCAUUCUGCUCUCCAACUCCUACACCUCUGUGUCCCUCCUCCCACCUCCAAAAUGCAAACUCACUUGACCAAAGCAUAUCAGCCUACCCACUCCUCUUACUUCCCAUCAUCCCAAACCCAUCCCUCAGGCGAGGGCUGACUCACCUAAUCCACGCCCACCCCAAACCUGCCUUGUUCUUCCCUGCCCUCACGUCCAUCAGCUCCUCCUUUAUUCCCAAACCCUCGCGCUUCCACAUAACCUUCCCUCGUCUGCUCCCACUGACCAAAGAAUCAAAUGUAGCAGGAGGAAGAGCAUUUCUAGCAAUUUUGUUUCUGAGGAGUUGCGACGGAUCAGAGCCAGGAUGGAAGAGCAGGGAGGGGGCAUAGCGGACAAUGCUGGCAUCUUCACAGACUUUGCCGAAGAGCCAGACUACACGCUGCACGGCAUUAUCGAGCUGCGUGGUGAGCCUGCUGGUGUCCAAGGCAGUGGGUGCUUUGGGAACGACAUGGCUCAAGUCGUGGUUGAUGCUGGACAGGGCGCUGAUCGCCAGGUGGAGGCCAACCGGAAGGUGACAUGCCAGACUGUGACCCUAGAGGUCACUGUGGCGUCAACUGAGGAAGGGUCAGAAAAUGGCAAAGAGCAGGACGGGCAGAAUGUCACCCAAACUGUCCAACAGGUCGAGAAGAUGGAGGAAGCUACCAACCCCCCAGGAAUAGCGCCAGAUGACUGGAGGAUAGCAAAUGUGGUUCCCCUGUUCAAGAAGGGGAGUAGAGACAACCCUGAUGACUUGAUCGAAAUGGAAGAACUUUACUGCUGCCAACAAUGCAACAAGAGCUUUGAGAACCGGAGCCUUUUAACUGAUCACCUGCAGUGUCAUGCACUGGACACUAAAUGUGCUCUGUCUAUCAGGCACAAAGAUGAAGGCAGAUCUCCGGCAAAGCGCCCUAGGAUCUCAUGCAGGAAGCAAGUCACCAGCAGCGAGGAAAACGGGCUUUCCCUGGCCAUUGCAAACAUCGGUGCCUGGGAAAAGUACCCAUGCCCAGUCUGUGGUGAAGUGUUUGGCCAGUUGCAGGCCCUGCAGGAACAUGUGGUCACGCACAAUGGUGACCAGGUGGAGAUUUGCAAUGGUGGGCAGCCUGGCCAGAUGGGAGCCAGUUGCAAUGCCAAGGCUGUCCCCUGUGCUUACCGGAACUGUGGACUGAUGUUCCAGAGCUCAGCAGAUAUGGAGGAGCACCGACGAGAGCACUACCCAUUCUGUUGUGACCAGUGUGAUUUUGCUUGCUCCAGUGCUAAGCUCCUCACCCAGCACAAAAAACGGGGGAGGCUGAAAGGAAAAAAGUUCACAUGUAAACUCUGCCCUUUCGAGAGUUGUGUCGCACAUGACCUGAACAAACACUACAGUGGGAUGCAUCGUGAUAAAACAGGUUAUGAAUGUAACAUGUGUGAUUUCACUAGCCGCUACCACAAAACCUUGAAGAAACAUCUGACUGUACACUCUGAUAAGAAUACUGGUGUGGCCGAAGGGAAUGAUGAUCAGGAGGGAUCGAGACAGGCGGCGAAUCAAGGUAACAGCACAACACAAAGUGUGUCCAGAAAGCGGAAGCGGUCCAGGUGUGAAGAAGAGCUGUUGUUGGAAACUCGCUCUGAGAGAGAUGCUGGCAGAGAAGCUAAAUCCUUCAGACAGAGACAUUUCAAAGUUGAUGUUCAGGAAGGAAUGGAACACCUGUACAAGACUCACAUCUGCCCUGAAUGCAAACGCUGCUUUAAAAAGAGAACACAUUUGGUGGAGCAUCUUCACCUGCAUUUCCCGGACCCCAGUCUCCAAUGCCCUCACUGCCAAAAGUUCUUUACCAGCAAGGGCAAGCUGAAAGUACACUUGAUGCGGGAACUUGGUGAAAAGACCCAUCACUGUCCACUUUGUGACUACAGCGCGGUGGAGAAGAACUCCCUGAACCGACACAUGGCCAGCAUGCACGAAAACACCACAAACUUCUACUCCGACGUAUACUCAUGCCCGGCUUGCGAAGAGAAAUUCACUGUCAGCAACUCGCUGAAGGAGCACAUGAAGACACACAAGGAGGAGCGACAACCCCUGGACUGCUUUGAGGGGGGCUGCAGCUUUACAGCAGAUGAGCGCAAGGACUUUGUCCGCCACCUGAAGGAGGUGCACGGCGCCAAGGCGAUAGAGUGCCGCUACCGCACAUGUGGCUCACUCUUUGGCACAGAGGCAGGGAUGGAAGCACACCGCAGGACUCACUAUGCCUUCCACUGUGACCAGUGCGACUUUGUCUGCUCCAACAAGCAUGUCUUCCGGCGGCACAAGCGGAGGGGGCACCCGGGCAGCGAGGAACUGGCCUGCAGCUUCUGCCCGUUCAAAACUUUCAACCCUGUGGAGUACAAUGACCAUGUUGGCAAGAUGCAUGCCAAUGAGAAGAUCCACAAAUGUAGCGAAUGUGACUUUGCCACAGCACACAAGAGAGUUCUGAACCGGCACAUCCUCCUGCACACAGGCGAGAAGCCACAUAAAUGUGAACUGUGCGAUUUCACCUGCAGGGAUGUAGGCUACCUGUCGAAGCACAUGCUCACGCAUUCUGACGAUAAGAACUACAUGUGCACAGAGUGUGGUUACAUCACCAAAUGGAAACACUAUCUGACGGUGCAUAUGCGUAAGCACACCGGAGACCUGAGGUACCAUUGCAAUCAGUGCUCAUAUCGCUGUCACCGUGCAGACCAACUCAGCAGCCACAAGCUGCGACACCAGGGCAAGUCGUUGAUCUGUGAGGUGUGUGGCUUUGCUUGCAAGCGAAAGUACGAACUUCAGAAGCACAUGCAAGUGAAACAUUCAAAGGACUACGAGAUGCCCCUCUACCAGUGUCAGUACUGCAGCUACCAGACGAGAUACAAGCAGGCACUUCUGAACCAUGAGAACUGCAAACACACUAAACACAAGGAGUUCCGCUGUGCCCUGUGCACCUACAGAACUUUCAGUAACACUAGCCUCUUCUUUCACAAACGGAAGGUCCAUGGCUACGUGCCUGGAGACAAAGAGUGGCUGGAGAACUAUGCCAAAGAGGAGAUGGCAAUGAAUUCCAGCCACAGUCUUCUGGGGUACAGUGACACAAACCUCCCUCUUUCCAGCUCAUCCCAGAUGGAAAUGGCUGUAGCGACUCCAAGAAGUGAAGCGUGGCAGAAGAAUUCAGCUGUAAUGGAGGAGCAGGAGAAGGUGUACCAGGAGCAAGACUUUGUGAGCCCUCUCUUUGGGCAAGACGCCUCUCAACCUGGGGAAGAAAUGCAGAGCAGUACCACACCACAAGAACCUACACAGUUACAGCAACACUUGGUGUAUUCUGCUCAGGCAGGGCAGGAAGCUGAGCCUCUCACCACCCACCCAGGUGAAGCUGGCUCGGAAAUCAACAGUGUUAUGGAGACGGAAUUUCAGAAAAGUUUGGGAGGAAGUGGCUCGCAACUAGAGGAAGUGUUUGAAGCGCAGCUGGAGUUUCAUAGUGCCCCAUCAGAUGAAGUAGCAAAGCAGCUUUCAGACUCCCAGCUGCCGAUCUUGGACUCCUGGGGACCGUGUGAUACUGGAACCAUUUACAGGGACUUUGGUCUUAACACUGGGGUGGACGUGCAGGCUGAUGAUGGUAAUGACGAGGCUGACAUUGGAGAGCACAUUGAAGAUGAGGGAUGUAAUGGUGGGGAGCACAUCAUAGGGAAUCAAGAAGAAGUAGGCCACAAUGUCGAUGUUUUUGCUGAUGAAGAUCAGAGCGGCAGUUAUGAACUUUCAGAUAAAAGUGAAGAAAUUGGCAGAUCCUCCCAGCUGGAGGAUAACACUUCCACAAGUGUCAAGACAGAUGGGACCUGGAUCAGUGUGAUGGAAGCUCAGCUGACUCAUUCCAGCAAUGAAAACGGGGACACAGCUGUGUAUCAGGACGCUGAAGCUGUGAAUCAGGUCAGUCCCGAACUGGAUGGCAGGAGUCCCGACAGUCAGGAGCAGGUGCAGCUCUGCCAGUCGGAAUCUGAGAUUAAGGCUUUGCGGAAGCAGGACAAGCAGCAGGCACAAGCCCUGGUCUUGGAGGGAAGAGUGCAGAUGUUGGUGGUACAGACAGACGCCCAGGUGUUCAAGUGUGAGAGAUGCUCGUAUGUCACCAAGAAGGAGAAAGCCAUGGUCCUCCAUACAAAGUCUGGCUGCCAGAAUAAGAAAUUGCCCCUAGUGUGCACUGCCUGUGGAGCCACCUUUAAACAGCAGAGAGGACUCAAUACCCACUUGCAAAAGAAAUGUCCUGUCAUUGUAAAGAAACACAAGCUUUAUGUGCGGCAAGCAACAAUGACAGAGUCCAAGCUGGAGCUGUCUGGAGCGAAGGAGCAAAGUGUGGAAUCAGAGGUGAAGAGGGUGAGGGCAACAGCUAAAAACAAACCCACGCACGCCAGUGUUGACAGAAGGAAGAAGCAGGAGCUGAGCCUAGUUGCAGUGCAACCUGACCAGCUGCUCGGUAAGAUAACUGAUUGUGGAGUGAGCAAAGAACAUGUAGGUGCAGACUUAUCAUCUAUCUCUGUGGCAGAACAAGACCAGCCUGAAGGAGAACUCUUUGCUGCUUGUGAGGGGGUGGAAACUGGAUUUUUCACAGAGGAGGCAUUAGCUGGUGCUCCUCUGGUCCACAAUGAGUCUCUCCCAUCGACCCAGAGGGGAUUGAUAGCAGAACAUACGGCGAUCAAUGAGCAUUCGCAGCUGGAGUUGGGGGCAUGGAAGUUCCGGUGUGAACAGGGCAAGUUCUACUGUGCCUCGUGCCCUUUUAUCUGCUCUAGCGAGUCGGAUAUUGGCAGCCAUGUAGCUGGUGGCUGUCCACAGCUCCUCAAGCUGCCCUGUGGAUUCUGCGGCUUGCUCUUCCGCUCUGAGAGGGCGUUGAGGAACCAUCAGGCCAUCAAACACACUGAGGAAGAGGAGCUGUCCGACCAGAGUCAUUCGGAUGAGCUGGUGAAAGGAUCUUCCAGUGAGGAUGAGGGGAGUGGAGAUUCUGGGGAGGGAGACAACUCGGAGAACAGUGGUGGCUCAGAGCUAGAGGGCAGCCCCAAGCAGAGGCGUUUCUUUUGCUCCUCAUGCCCUUUCAGCUGUUACCAGGAGCGAGCCUUGGACACCCACAGAAAGAAAGGCUGCAUGAAGCCUGGCGAACUCCAGUGUAGCCUCUGCUCAUUUGUCUGCAAGUCUGCCGUGGCCCUCAAACAUCACACCCGCCUGCACGGCAAGAAAUGCUGCCGCAAGAGGCCUCGCUUGAGCUGCCAGCUCUGCCCGUUCACCUGCAAGCAGAUCCGGUGCCUGAAGCAGCACGUGGCCAUUAAGCACGAUGGUGUUAAGCCCUACAAGUGUCGCUACUGUGAUUUCAGCACCACCCGGCGAUACCGACUCGAUGCCCAUGAGUCCCUGCACACGGGUGUGGGCCGCCUGGCGUGUGACUCCUGCCAGCAGACCUUUGGCACCGGCUCCAAGCUGCGCAUCCACAAGCUGCGGGUCCACGAGAAGCGGCCCACCCACUUCUGUGCCCUGUGCGACUACAGCGGCUACAACCAAAACGACAUCACCCGGCACGUCAGCAGCUGCCAUGCCGGUGAGCCGAGUGCAGCCUGCGGGCGCUGUGAUGCCCGCUUCAGCUCGGAGGGUGCCCUUAAGCAGCACUGCCUGCGGCGGCACGAGGAGAAGGUGUGCCAUGACUGCCCGUCCUGUGUCUUCGCCUGCUACAGCGAGUCCACCCUGCGGAGCCACGUCCAGAGACAACACCCGCAGCUGGAGUGCUCCUCCUGCAAGGAACGCUUUGAGAGGCGGGAGCAGCUGGAAGAGCACAAGAAAGUCCACUUCAGCCAGCACUGCCCGCACUGCGACUUCGCCACUCGGGAGCGGCAGCAGCUCAUCCAACACCUGCUGGAUACCCAUGAGGAGGACAAGGAGGAGGCAGAUGGUGGGGAGGGGGGCAAACCCUUCCAUUGCCCCUUCUGUGAGUUCACCUGCCGUCACCAGAUGGUAUUUGACUAUCACAUGAAAGCUCACGGUGGCACACGGAUGUACAAAUGUACUGACUGCGACUAUACCACCAAAAACCGGCAGAAGAUCACAUGGCACAUACGCAUUCACACCGGGGAAAAACCCUACAAGUGCCACCUCUGCAACUAUGCCUGUGCAGACCCGUCACGACUGAAGUACCACAUGCGGAUCCACCAAGAAGAGAGGAAAUACCUGUGUCCAGAAUGUGGCUAUAAGUGCAAGUGGAUUAACCAGCUCAAGUACCACAUGACUAAACACACGGGUGCCAAGCCCUACCAGUGUGAUGAAUGUGAUUACUGCACCAACCGUGCAGACGCACUCAGGACCCACAAAGAAACUCGGCACAAAGAAACUCGGAGCUUCAUCUGCGAGCAGUGCGGGAAAGGUUUCAAGACUCGCUUCCUCCUGAAGACCCACCUGAAGAAGCACAGCGAGGCCAAACCGUAUGUCUGCAGCGUGUGUUGCCGUGGUUUCCGCUGGCAGGCAGGCCUGCGCCACCACUAUCUCACUCACACCAACGAGCACCCUUUCUUCUGCCGCCAUUGCAGCUACAAAGCCAAGCAGAAGUUCCAGGUGGUCAAGCACAUCCAGCGGCACCACCCCCUCAAAGUGUCGGGAGACCCAGCCGAGGGAGUGGGUAAAGUGCAAGUGAGCCACCCCCCCAGCUCCUUGGGAGCUGACAACCAGCCACUCCUCAGCCUGACCACCAGCUCCUAGUUAAUGAGAUGAUGCUGGGAGCCUUUACCUUCAGCUGCUGAGCGACAGCUAUGUGUGGAGCUGGUCCACGUCGCUUGAGGUUUGGAAGCUGCAGUACCUAGAGACACAUCUGUGUUCAUGCACAACGUGACACGCAUUGGAGCAGGGAUCCCCAGAAAAAAAAGAGCCAGGAAGUCUUCAUGUUUCAAAGUAGGAACAACCUGCUAUUCCCUUGUAUCAAGGUGAGACUCUGUACCCUGCAACAACAUCUCUUAGGAAAAAGACCUGGCUCUUUUAAAUGGAGAAAUGACGAGCCAGUAAGCAUCUGAAAUAGAGAAGGAUGACCUCUCUCGACAGCAUCUUUGGGUGGAUUGCUGCCCUUCCACGUUCCAAGAAUGUUCUGGAAGGCAGAGAGGACGACACCAGGCUUCCUAAAGGGAGAGAGAGAGAACUGUAACAGCGAGACAAGAUAGUUGACUUCUGCAGCUGUGUUUACUUUUUGUCAUGAGGUGAUUGAGAAAUAUGUUGAUCAGCCGAGCCGCUGCUGAAGGAUAGAAUGACCUGACUAAGAAUGAAAUCAUGUGGGUUUCCCACUGUUAAUUUAGCAGUGUAACAGGAUGGUUAGUGUUAACAUUUUCAAAAGACGUGGAUUAGAAUCGGGCAACGUGUGAAUACCAGGGGGUGGAAUGCACAGAAAUCAGAAAACCGCCCUUGGAUGGAGAAUUUGUAUGAAAGUUGUUGCCAUUUAAAUUUGUAGGGGACAGGAGGCUUCCCUUCCUUCUCCUCUCCUGAGCCUCAUAUUUGUCACAGUGUCACAGUGCGUACAUUAAAUUACAGCAACCACCACAGCAGUGGUUAUCUAAAAGAGGGAACAAAUGAAAGGAGUUGCUUGCAGAGUUGUGUGCGCUUAAAGCACUGAGCAUAAGAGAAAGGAGAGAGAAUGGCAUGGGUCUUUAACACUGAGUAGCUACAUGGCAAGGAUUUGGUUUUGUUUCAACUCCAUUGCUGUCUUGUCUGUGACUUGCUCCUCCUUUAACUUUUCAUCCUUCACCCCAUAAAUCCACUUCCCAGAUUUUUUAGAAACUCUUUGAAUGGUUUCUUCAGGUAUUGGCGGAAAGGAGCAUUCUGAGUUCUGCCUAAAGUUUAUUGUGAUACACCUUGCAGUUUAUAUACAGGGCCUUCACCCAGCUGGCCUGUGCAGGUUUUUUAAUGCUCCAUGUAUACUUGCUUCCAUUCUAACUCAACUCACCCAGCCAGGAUAUCCUUUUAACAUAAUUUUUAUUUUCGGUAUUGUUGCUCCAGCUCUCCGUUGUCCUCAUCUCUUGUUGUAUUGAGUGUGAUCAGGGUGCAAUUCUGUUAAUACUGAGCAACGACAAAAACACUGAUUUUGUGUACAUCCCCUGCACAGACUAUCGACAGAAUAUUCCAUGAUGAUGAGACAGCGCUGUUACCUCCACGGCCCAAGGGGCUGUUAGCGUGAUGAUAAGCUAAAGAACUGAAAGUGUAUUCUUUCCCAACAACCACAUAAUCGUGGCCAGGACUUUGGCCCAUCUGUUUUUCCAGACUGUGUGCUCCUUCCCAAACACACAUUAAGCUAAUUCUAACUGCCUUCUAGACUGCUCUGUCACUUCAUUGCAGUCUAACCUUCAAAGCUGGGCUCCUUUCUCAGUCUCAGCACUAAAGUAGCUCAUAGCUUUUGGCACCUAAGCCCAUAAGAAGCCUCUGUUUCCAGUGAUCUUCCUAACACCCACUAUUUCUGCUCUGAGGCUGUUCUCACUGCCUUGCUUAAAUUGCAGACUGUGUGUCAAGUUUUGUUGAAAAUCUCGCCUAAAUGCCCAGCAAGCCAUCCAGCAUGUGGAGACAGUCUGUAGGUUCUUGCAGCCCUGAAGUAGCCCAUUCAGUCUUGUCUUUGUCAGCCAUUUGAAAGAGUUUAGUUCCACCUGCCCUCCUCUCUUUCACCCAUUGCCCUGUAAACUUUCACUCCUUCUGAUAUUUUUUUUUGAAAGUAUCUAUUGAAUCUCCUUCUAGUGCCCUAUCAGGAUGUGAAUUCCAAAUCUCAAUAAUUUGCUGCAUUAAAACAAUUCUGUCAUCUCAGGUCUUGUUUUCUUUUACUGAUUAUUUUAAAUCUGUGUCCUCUGGUUGUUAUUCCCCUAGAAAUAAUUUCUCCUCAUUCCCCAUCGUCUUCUGCAUUGAGAAACGAUCAUGAUUAUUUUGGAUGUCUCUAUUAAAUUUCCCUUAACCUUCCCUGCUCUGUUGAGGACAAUGCCAGCUUCUCCAGUCUUUCCACAUUCACUGCAAUUAAUUGGUCAAUCUGUUUUAAUUAUGGGGUUAGAGGGAGCUAUUUUCUUGUGGGUCCUAUUUUCAACCCCCUCCCCCCCCCCCCCAAAGAAUUACACAACUUGAACACUGCUGAAAAAUAGAACGGGCUGCUGAGGCCCUUCUUUUAUUCCUUUAUUCAUUCACAGGAUGAGGGUGUCAUUGGCCAGGCAGCAUUUAUUGCCUAAUUGUUCAGGGGGCAGUUAAGUGUCAACUAUCAUGUUGAGGGUCUGGAGUCACAUGUAGGCCAAACCAGGUAAGGAUGGCAGUUUCCUUCCCUAAAGGACAUUAGUGAACCAGAUGGGUUUUUCCCAACAAAUUUUGAUUUGUGCUCAUUAGAACAGUUGCAAAAAUGUCAAAUUAUAAUGGGAGCAGCAAUUUAUAUGAUAGGAGAUAUGUAUCUCUGGCAGGGGUAAGUGAAGCAGAUUGUGAGCCAAGCUGAUAAUUUUAAACUGUUUGUUAGUAUAAUUCUUAGCAGAGCCAUUGUAAUUUUUUUUUAAGUGGAGCAGAAGCAUGGAUGAUAGUUCCCUGGUGCAUUUCCCCAUAGCAAACCCUUGACCAAUCAAAGUUGACUUACUACCCAAUCAAUAUUCAUUUCUUAUACAUUGUAAAUUGUUGCUUCCUUUAAAAUUAGACAUUCUUGCAUCUGUCCUUAUGAGUACAAGGCAAAGAGCU